Messenger RNA from Rodentolepis nana, 4635 nucleotides. The record is from the annotation of a GenBank genome assembly. Lineage: Eukaryota; Metazoa; Platyhelminthes; Cestoda; Cyclophyllidea; Hymenolepididae.
AUGAAGGCAAGGGGCUUUGGAUGGGAAUUUAGUGACAUUGAAUUCUAUUUAGGCGCCUUUGCUCUCUCAGGGUACAUUGGUGAAACCAAAUCCCUUGUGAUACUGGAUAUUCGACAGAACCCUAUCAACGUAGCCGGUAUAAUGGCUAUCACUCGUACCCUCAAAGUUAAUAGAUCUCUACACUCUCUACUUUUCGACGCUCACAAUACUAACAUAUCUACACCAGAGGAGAAUGAAAUGAGGCACAUUUGCCUUAAGGAACUCACUGAAUAUCUUCGAAGAAAUCGAAGUAUUCAAUUACAACCAGAGCCAGAUUGCCAUCUAACAACAGGCAGCGAGAAUCAUGCUAUCUCCCCGAAGAUCCAAAAAGCUGUCGAGAGAGUGUCUUCCCCACCUAUGCCAGAUGAUAUCAGCAACCGUAAAAAUGAAGAAGAGGAGAUUAAAGAAAUACUUCUAGACCCUCCUAGACCCCCAGGUUACGUAUCACCCCGUGGGUCACUUGAACUUGAGGAUGUACCACUAGAUAUACCUACUGUGGCAAACGAUUCGCCAUUCGAACUUCAAUCGAUACACCUGACCAUGCAAUUACAAAAUGCAGUUCAACUUGAUUUAGCAACCUCUGAGAAAGUAGAUAUUUCAAAGAAUCAGGAGUCUAGCAACCAGCAUUCGGAAAUGACCACGGAGGAAAUUCCUGAUAAAGAGGCUCCAGUCUUCAAGACGGUGACCGAAGAACCUAGUACUCUAUUCCAACAAGAAAUGCAGAAUCCCGGUGAGGAGGUCCCCAUUAAGUCGGGAAAUUCGGAUCAAGUUUUUGAGGAAUUAACAUUGCCGAAAGAAAAUUCCAAUGGCGGUAUGGCAUUCGAAGGCCUUGGAGAUGAACCACCGAUGGAAUUUGAAGCAUUCCUGCAGGAACAUAGUGAGCCUACUAGUGAAACUGUGAAUCGAAAAUAUGAAAAUUCCUUUGAACCAUCACUUGCGGAAACUGAUGAAUCUAGUGUUUACCAUCAGGGUGAUUUAGAAUAUCGGAUUCCACAAGCUCACGAUGACUCAAUCCCCUUUUCGGUUCCCGAUGAUAAAUCAUCGCUACAGGCCGUUGCAUUAGAUUCAUACCAACAAGAAAUAAUUGAAAAAGACAUUUUCGCUACGGAAAACAGCCAAAUUGAAAAGACUAAUUCUUCCUUUGCGGCUGAAAACUAUGAACCACACUUUCAACCGGAGGAGUCCUUACCUAGAGAUAAAACUUCGCAAUCGGAUGAAAUGAUUUUGAGUGAAUUCAAUUUGGAAAGUGAGAACCAAAUCUGGCGAGAACCUCAUUCAAAUAUUGAGAUGAAGAUUUCAGCUAAUCCUGACUCGGAAAUCCCAAAUGAAAUUUCUUAUCUCACACCUAAUGCAAAUACUUUCAACGUCAUGACAACAAGCCAAGAGAAAUCCAGUUCGGAAGAUUUGUUGAAAGAAGUUAUGCAACAAUAUCGCAAUGCCGAGAUGACAUCAGAAAUGGAGGAUUCAUUUUAUAAUCCUGUUCAACCCGAUGACUUCAUUCGUAGAGAGGUGGAAGUAAGUGAAUCGGAGGAUUCUUUGUUUAACUCAUUGGGACAUUCACCUCCAAAAUCUACUACUAAAGGAGUUAACGUUGCAACUGGUCUGGAAGAACAUGAUGUGGAGGAAUUACCAUCGGAUUCAUGCAGAAAUAAACAGGCUUAUUGGGUGGACGUAGAGCGGGAAAGCGGGAGCACUCAAGGCACCUUUGUCUCAGAGAAGGAACAACCUGAAAUUUCAUCUUUACACAAUAUGGAAAUACCAUUUACUCAGGGUAUUGCCACUGCAAUCGAAUGUGACAACUUUGUUGAACAAUCUGUUGAGCUUAAAGUCAAAAGUAGUAAUACCUCAGUGGAACAAGAUCUCGGAUCAGAAAUACCCCCAGGAGAAACAGAGCAGCAUGGGAAAGAGUCUGUUAAAGUGACCAAUGAAGUGAGAGAAGAAAACGAGGGCAUUAAUGGUCCAACUCUAUGCCAAAAUAUUGCAAAUUUAGAGAAUGUGGCGGAUUCAAUAGUUGUAGGUGAAUCUGCCUCUUUCGAAAAAAAUGAAGAAGCUUCCAUCGCAUUAACUUUUGGAGGGCCUGAUGAAAAAAUGGAAGAGUAUAAUGAUUGGCCCAAAACCGAAGUUGUUAAUGUGAAGUUGGAACCCGGAAGAAAUACUCCUCUUUCUCAAGACGUUUUUGAAUCGAACAGAGGCGGAUCUACUUCCAACUUUCGUGACGAUUUCAUCAAGAGUCUAUCGAGUGAUCAGUUGGUUGAUGAACUUAUUCAAUUCAGAAGGGACACUACAAUUGGUGAAGAAGCCCUAGAGAAGAUGCCAAUGAGAACCGAUUAUUCGUUGCUUCAGGCAAUGCACAUAUCCAAUGAGGAGACCAUUACCGAUAAAAUUCCGAAAUCCGAAAAUUUAAUGAACUCUUCUACAAAUGAGGCUAAAAACGUGCUAGCUUCUGAUACACUUUCAAGUUCAAACGGAGGUAAAGGUAAUUUAUUGCAAAGCUCUGGUUGGAAAACCGCUGGGUCAGGGACAGGCAACGAAGUGCUUAAUGAAGAUAUCGUGGAUGUCGAAGAACAGCUGAGAGAGGUUCAUGAGAAUAGAGCUCAUGAUGAAAGUUCUUCUGAAAUAAUUGUCCAACCUCUUUCGGAAGCUGCUAAUUCUGCAGCAAAUAUAGUAUCUACUGAUCAAUCGCCAGGAGUUGUUACAGAAGCACUUAAAAUUGAAAACAACGGGACUUGGAGUGAUUUUAAAGAAACUGGAAUGGAAGAUCCGCCAGUACCACCACUUGAUAGCAUUAGAUUCUCUGAUGUAAGCCGAGAAGGUGCGUUUCCGGAUUCAAAUCUAACUGAAUCAACACCCAAUUACAGUAAUAUCAAUGAUCUUACUUCAUUAGAAAAGCCAGAGACAACAACUUUCUCAUUAAGCGACUCUGAUGAUGAAGAAAUGGAACAGCUGCAGUCGAGAAUAGAAGAAAUGACUCCCACAGGCUCUUUACUCACUGAAAAUAAAGGUUCAGCUAUAGAGCCUUCUCUUUGUUCUGAAUCAAAUCUUGCACAUAUUUCAAGGAAUGAGGCCUAUUGGACUGAUUUUGAUCAACCUGGAUUGGAGGAGUAUGCCCCUGAUUCUUUCAACUUACAGUUGGAGCAACCGAAAAAAGAGCAAUUAAUAGUGCAUGGCAUUACUGAAGAGGAAGAUGAGCUAGAUCGUGGUGAUUCUUUUACUAAACUUAGCUCUGAAUUUCAAAUUAAGGAACCUGUUAAUUGGGAAGUGGGUGAAUCGGAUGAUGGGAAUAGCCAAGGUGAUGCUGAGUCGAGUAGCUUAGUUAAUCAAAUCGGUUCUCAAAUGGAUAACUUGGACUUGGCCACCACCAUCAAUCAAACAAAUAGCAAUGCACAUCCUCAUUCUGCUUUAACUACUCACGAAUAUAAAUCUGAGCUGGAGCAAAUAUCUCAAUCUGAAGUUCCUAGUAAUCUACUUACAACAGAAUCCGAUAAAGAGGCGCCAGAAAGGCUGAAUGGUAUUGAGCAGGGGAUCGGGGAACCCGAUCGGCAGGAAAGCAAGCAGGAAGCUUUUAAAUUACUGCCGAAAUUGGAAAUUGAAGUGCAGUCUGAAGACUUGUGCUCUGCGAGGGAAAUUUUUUCUGCGGAGACGAAUAGAGAUGAAGAGUUCGGGAAUGAUCCAGUUGAUGACGGAUCUCAAUUAGAAAAGUUAUUCGAGAAUAACGGAACCAACCAACGGAAGACUUGCGAUUUGAGCGAUAUUUCUUCAAAUGUUCAGACCUCUUGCUCAAGCAAAGAAAAAAUUUCGGCUAAGAUGGGAACAGAAACUCAUUGUGACCUAAAGGUUCCUUUAUCUGUUUUCAAUAAUUCCUCGAAAGUAGAAACAGAGGUCCUGGAUAUUAAUAAAAUGGAAUUAGAAGCUAAAAAUAAACUGAAAAAGGACACGACUUUGAAUGAUCUACUUUCUAAUUCCAAGACUGAGCAAAAAACGCCACCCUCGAAACUUCUAGGAUAUCGCAAUUCAGAAAGCGAGUCAACUUUCGUAUGCCAAGGAGGCAUGAAGCAUGAUGAUUUCAAUUUUCAACCUGAAAUUAAUGAUUGGUGUGAAGAGGAAUUUACAAAUGUUUCUGCUUCCGGAGCAGGAGGUAGAAGCGAAGCCGCAGAAUCCAUGCAGAAUGAGGUUAAUCUAGGUAAAUCAACGGACUCAGGAGAUGAGAAUAUUUUUCAGGUGCAUUUCGAACCACUCUCUGCCCUCGAUGAGCAGGCUAAUUUAACAGACACUACGGCCGAAGUGGAGGUAAACAAUCAGGACAAAUUUGCCGUCGAUCCUAUCGGAGUUGACCAACCAACUGAGGAGAUAGGUCCACUCGUUAGUAGCUCGGAAUGGUUAAAUACCAAACGCCAAUCCGGAGACACUUCACAGAGUUACUUGGCCUUUGAAUCAAGAGUUGACUCCCAGCAGCGCAAUGCAAGCAAUUGGGAUGAAGCGGAAGUGCCUGAGAAAACAGGCUUUGCUGAUUUCUCUCCUAGCAUUAUUGACCACCAACAGGAAAACGAUCUCUCCAGAGAUGUAUGCUAUCAGUUAAUAUUUUCGAAAUGUUUAUAA